CUGAAUUUGAUGUGUAGGUAACCGAAACGCGUAGCUUCGUUCAACAUUUCUUCUCAUUCUUUUGGAAAGUCUCUUGCGGUCAGUAAAGUGUUGUUUUAACUGGGGAUGGAAAAAAGAUUUGCCAAAAUGCCGUUGAAUAGUUUAAAACAAUGAACCCAUUGUCAUUCAAAACAAAUCAACUUUCGCCAUAGAGCAACCUAAGUAAACCAUUGAAAUCAAUAUCAAAAACCUUAUUUUAAUACAAUAUGGAGCUGAACUUGGAUGAAUAUGUAAAGGAGUGGACUGAAUUGUCAAACGAGUAUAAAAGUCUGGAGGCUACAAACUCCACCUAUUUGGAUCUUCUCGAAAAUUUGGAGGUACAGCAGGAGCAAUGUACGAAGCAAAUAAAACAUCAACGCUACCGCAUGCAACAGAUUUCCAAAAAUAUCAAGCAGUGAUAAACUAUGAAGAGCAAGA
Molecule: messenger RNA, 456 nt
Organism: Culex pipiens pallens (northern house mosquito)
Lineage: Eukaryota; Metazoa; Arthropoda; Insecta; Diptera; Culicidae
Product: transmembrane protein 120 homolog
Exons: 3
Coding region: 246-437 (63 amino acids)
Cellular component (GO): membrane
Source: RefSeq, a predicted model, not a curated record